AUGCUCCUAACCAUUCUCUCAGUGCUCAACUACCUCACAUCAGUCCCUCAACCACCCAUUUUCAAAUGGCACACAUUCUGGUCUCUUUCCUAUCUCAUCUCGGCUCUUUCGCUUUCAAUCCUUCUACUCACGCUUCUCGAUAUGGGUAGGAAAUUUUAUCCGCCAAAUCGAUGGAAUACGCGGCUCUUCAAGUCCAUUUUACUUCAAAUUAUUUUUAUGGAUUUGGCAUAUGCCGUUAGUGGUGCUAUCGUAUUGGCAAGGGAAGAUAGCGUCCCACACGUUGCAAUGAUUGUUGCACAGAGCGUAUUGACUUUGUGGAAUAUGAUUAGUGCAUUGGGUUACACUUUCUUCCCUGUCAUUACUACGCUUUCGUGUGAUGUUAAGAGGAGGACAGAAGACGUAGAAUGUGUCUUAUAUCCUCAGAGUAAUGGUGUUAAUGAAAAUGUGGAUACCACUUCGUGCACCUCCAUAGUCGCCACUCCAUAUGUUGCAACAAAUUACACUCAGCGAACGGCCACCCCUCGCCAGCAUAUAAAUGCCCAAUCCGCAGCAAUCGGGGCUUGGUACAUGCUUACAACAGGCUCUCUAUCUCUUAUAUCUCUCUUCAUAAAUCUCGUCGCUUUACUCAUGGAUAGUACAGGCGCGUCUAUGUCUAUCGUCAACGACGUUGAGAUUCUACUAGGAAUUGGAAUUACUCUUUCACUAGCAGUGACUCCACCAAAGGGAUUGGUCAGAGCUUUCAAAUUGAGAAUCAUUGGUCGGAAACUGAGUAAGCAUGUUAUUUGGGAAAGGAGCGAUUAUGCAUAUAAUAAAGAUCAUGGUACAGCUGCUGCCCAUAAGAAAGAGAGUCAGGACGACAAUGCUUGGGUUGAGAUGAGAGAUGUUCAGGCGCAGGACGAACCCCUUGAGCAGGUGAUUGCAGAGGAUGAUGGAUACAAAAAAGAUUCUAAAUGA
This is a messenger RNA of Paraglomus brasilianum, 954 nucleotides long. Lineage: Eukaryota; Fungi; Glomeromycota; Glomeromycetes; Paraglomerales; Paraglomeraceae. The record is from the annotation of a GenBank genome assembly.